UCCGGGAGUAAGGGUAAUUCAUGAUGGCGGGGGCUGGUUCCGCUGCUGUGUCCGGGGCAGGGACCCCGGUGGCGGGGCCUGCAGGCCGCGACCUCUUCGCCGAGGGGCUCCUCGAGUUUCUGCGGCCGGCUGUGCAGCAGCUCGAUUCUCACGUCCAUGCAGUCAGAGAGAGCCAGGUAGAGCUGCGGGAACAAAUUGACAACCUAGCUACUGAAUUGUGCCGUAUCAAUGAGGAUCAGAAAGUGGCCUUGGAUCUCGACCCCUAUGUGAAGAAGCUUCUGAAUGCCCGGCGACGAGUUGUCUUGGUCAACAAUAUUCUACAGAACGCCCAGGAACGGCUGAGGCGGCUAAACCACAGUGUUGCCAAGGAAACAGUCCGAAGGAGGGCAAUGCUGGAUUCAGGAGUUUACCCCCCUGGCUCCCCAAGCAAGUAACAGGAUAGAAGAUGGGCUUCAGAAUAGCACAAGUACUAUUUUCCAGCUGCCUCAUUUCCUCCAGGACACCCUGUAAACCUUGGGACAUGAAGGCAGUCCUAUGGAUUGUGUUCAAAGCACUUAAGUUCUACCCAGCCCUGACUGGUGUGGCUCAGUUGGUUGAGUGUUGUCCUAGGCACCAAAAGGUUGCCAGUUUCUCAGUUAGGUGCAUACAGGAGGCAACUGAUGUUUCUCUCUCCUUCUCCCUUCCUCUCUAAAAAAAUCAAAAACAUAUUUAAAAAAUACCUUACCCUCUUAUGUGGGGGUCCAAAGAAACCUAGGUUCAGCAGAACUCAGAAUCCCAAAGGAUUUAUUCCAGCUCUUGCUUUCUUCCCAGAAUGAGCUGAGACUUCUACAUUGUAUUUCUUGUUAAUCCUACGUAAUGAUACUUUUCCACUGAGUUUUAGGUAGAGUGGGAGGGAGACAGAGAAAUAUCAAUGACAUCAAUUGGUUGCCUCCUGCAUGACCCCAACUGGGG
Messenger RNA from Molossus molossus (Pallas's mastiff bat), 951 nucleotides. RefSeq names its product SNAP associated protein (gene SNAPIN). The record is from RefSeq and is a predicted model, not a curated record. NCBI's taxonomy places the organism in Eukaryota, Metazoa, Chordata, Mammalia, Chiroptera, Molossidae. Bases 21 to 434 code for a protein of 137 amino acids. Gene Ontology annotation, molecular function: SNARE binding. Gene Ontology annotation, biological process: endosome to lysosome transport; lysosome organization; synaptic vesicle exocytosis. Gene Ontology annotation, cellular component: synaptic vesicle; BORC complex; BLOC-1 complex. The transcript has 4 exons.